AUGAGCACCGUUCGAAAACUAAUACAAAAGAAAUUCAAAAUAAGAGGCUACACUCUCAAAAUCGACGCUCUAGAUCAAAUCCUCUCCUUCACCAACCGCUUUGUCGGCGCCGAAGAUGAAGCUCUCGAUCUCCUCCUCGAUCACCUACAAUCCCAAUCUCAGAGAUUGGGAGUGAAAUCUUCGAUACUUGAUAGAGAGCCGGUGAGUCGUGUUAUAACUGCUUUAUUAGAAGCCGAUGAUGCUGUUGAAGAAGACUCGUUAGAGAAGGAUCCCUUUUCUAGCUCGAAUUCUUCUGCUAUUCGUGUUAUUGAUGCUUUUUUGAUACCUAAAUUUCGAUAUGAUCCAAUCAAAAAGCAGUUUCACGAGCAUACAGGAGGGUUACAUAUACAUGGCGAUUCAUCAGCAAAAGCAGCUCUUUAUAAAGAUAGGUUUUUAUUAUUGUAUCAACGAGUUUUACGCGAUUCACAUUUUUCCAAGCCUGCUUUUGCUACUGAGAUGUCACAUUAUGGAAGUUGUGAGAUAGCUCCGAUUCAGUCUCUAGUUGGGCAAAUGGGGAGAAGAUGGGUGAUGGGUGUGAUAUCUCAGUUGGAGGAUGGACAUUUUUAUUUGGAAGAUCUUACUGCUUCUGUGGAAAUUGACUUGGCAGGACUUGCUAGAUUUUUAUCAGAGAAUACAAUUGUUGUUGCAGAAGGUGAGAUGCUCUUGAGUGGUAUUUUUCAGGUAAUCACUUGUGGGUUUCCUCCAUUAGAGGACAGGGACAAGUCUCUCAAAUCACUUGCACAGCAUGAUUUCUUUGGCGGUGGUACAUUAACGAAAGAGGAGAAUCUCAGACUAGCAGAGUUGGAAAAGAGAUCUCUAAAUGACAUGUUUGUCAUACUCUCUGACAUUUGGCUAGACAGUGAAGAGGCUAUGGGAAAGCUGGAGACGGUUCUUGAUGGUUUCGAGAGUCAAGAGGUGGUCCCUUCCUUAUUUGUUUUUAUGGGGAAUUUCAGUUCUCAUCCAUGCAACCUUUCCUUUCACUCAUACUCAAGCCUUAGAUCACAAUUUGGUAAGCUAGGGCAAAUGAUUGGAGCCCAUCAACGGCUGAAAGAGCAUAGUCGAUUUCUGUUUAUUCCAGGUCCAGAGGAUGCAGGUCCAUCCACAGUUCUACCCAGAUGUCCUUUACCAAAGUAUCUAACCGAAGAGCUUCAGAAUCACAUUCCUAAUGCCAUAUUUGCGAGUAAUCCAUGCAGAAUCAAGUUCUGUACCCAAGAAAUUGUUUUCUUUCGUCACGAUCUGCUGUAUAGGAUGCGUCGUUCAUGUCUGCUGCCUCCUUCUACAGAAGAGACUGAUGAUCCUUUUGAGCAUCUUGUUGCUACGAUAACCCAUCAAAGUCAUCUAUGCCCACUGCCUCUUAUUGUUCAACCGAUUAUUUGGAAUUAUGAUCACUGUCUACAUCUUUAUCCAUCUCCACAUACGAUAGUUUUAGGCGACAAAAGUGAGCAGAAGGCAUUCAAUUACACAGGAAUCACUUGUUUCAACCCUGGAUCCUUCUCAAAUGACAACACCUUUGUAGCAUAUCGUCCUUGCACCCAGGAAGUAGAAUUUUCAGCCUUGUGA
Molecule: messenger RNA, 1599 nt
Organism: Dovyalis caffra
Lineage: Eukaryota; Viridiplantae; Streptophyta; Magnoliopsida; Malpighiales; Salicaceae
Source: the annotation of a GenBank genome assembly